AUGAGUCAGGAGACAAGAAGUACGUGUUCUAUACCACAAGAAAUUUUAGAUAACCAAGAUAUUAGUUUCAUAGAAGAAUUAAACAUUGUAGAUGAAUUGUAUUUUAAUGAAAAUAAUGAUGUGAUCGAAAACGAAAGCAGUUCUGACGAAAACUUUGAAUCUGAUUCCGACAAUGAUGAAGACGUGGACCUUGUAAAUAUUGAACCAUCAGAUGAGGACACACGGGAGUAUGUUGCCCAGGCCCGUUUUAGAAGUGAUACAUGUGGAUGUAGGGAGUUCUAUGGUGAACCAUGCAGUACAGUUAUUGACGUGGAAUCGGCAAUCGAAUUCCGAGAACACUGUAAAGAAGUCAGCAAGGAUGAACUUGAUCUGAUUAUAAAAGCGGAACUGUUUUCCCAUCGCCGUUCAGAUGUUCAUACACAAGCAAAGAAACACAAAACAAAAGAAAGAGAACGGCCCUAUCAAGAAUUCUACUUCAAAGGAAAACGGGAACUGUGUCCAAAUAUAGUUAUUACAAAACCUUGUACUGAUUUGUGUCAGAAAUGUCAGGAAUUUGCAAAUAGAAUUUCGAAAAGUGGUAAUCUUGCUGAGGAAGAGAAAGAGCAAUUACUUUCAGAGUACAAUAAACAUGUUCAGCUUGCCAAAGAACAAAGGGACUAUUAUCGUGAGCAGGUCAAACUAGCUGAACAGAAUUUUCUGGAAUUGCCAAUUGCUCUUCAAGAUUCAGGUAACCCACCACAGUCAGUUCAAACCACCUUGCACUACUCCUGGGAUUAUGCUCAGCAGGUCCAUAUUCCACACCAUGCCCAACAAGUUGGCCCAAUCUACUUCAAAAGCCCUCGUAAAUGCCAUGUUUUUGGUAUCUGCUCUGAAGGAUCAGGAAAACAGACCUUUUAUCUUAUUGAUGAAGCUGCUAAUCCUGGGAAAGGAGCUAACAGUGUUACAAGCAUGGUACAUCAUUACUUUGAUAAGUUUGGGCAUGGUGAAACAGAUCUCAAAGUUCACUUUGAUAACUGUACAGGACAAAAUAAAAACAAUGUUGUGUUAUGGUAUGGUCUUUGGAGAGUGUUGACAGGGCUACACAGAACCAUAGAAUAUUCGAUUUUGGUAGCUGGCCAUACAAAAUUUGAGCCAGACUGGCAUUUUGGCAUUUGGAAGGUGCACUGGAGAAACACCAAUGCUGAAACAAUAUCACAGGUAGCAGAAUCCGUUAGGACUUCCAGUAGAAGUGGUCACAAUAUACCACAGGUUGUAGGCAAUGGUGAAGAUCCUGUCCUGUUCUAUGAAUGGAAGAAUUAUUUACAACAGUACUUUAAACCUCUGAAGUACCUAACCCGCUACCACCAUUUCUACAUGGAUUCAGAGAAUCCAGGAAUUAUUAGAUGUCGGGAAAAUGCUUCCUCAGAGCCUGUCACUUUCAUGUUACUGAAAAGCAAAAGUAAAGUUCCCAUUCCAGGUGUUCUUCCUUCUCCAUCAGCCAUUAAAGGCCUUGAACCUGCUCGACAAUGGUACUUAUUUGACCACAUCAGAGAACACUGCUAUUCAGACACAGCAAAAGAAUGUAUAUGUCCAAAACCUACUGUUCCCAAACAAGAAAUAGACUUGACAGAAUGCAUUGAAGAAUAUAAACCAAAAGGUGGCAGAAAAAGGCUUUACUAA
This is a messenger RNA of Saccostrea echinata, 1659 nucleotides long. RefSeq lists its product as uncharacterized. Lineage: Eukaryota; Metazoa; Mollusca; Bivalvia; Ostreida; Ostreidae. The record is from RefSeq and is a predicted model, not a curated record. The transcript has 6 exons. Bases 1 to 1659 code for a protein of 552 amino acids.